AUUGUCAAAGUUGUUUACGGUUAGGUUAGUAACUUUUUAAAGAAGUUAUAUUAACAAAUUAAAUGAGUGAAAGAAAACCAAUUUCAUAAUGAUUGCUACAAACGAACCUGUCUUUUUAAGCAUCUAAAAUACAGCCAACUUGAAUUUGUUCAAGUGUCAAAAAGUACGCGAAUAUUUCUACGUAGGAUAUUUACAUAAUGUUCUCACAAAAUGUAUGAAGAUGAUAAUUUAAUUUCUACUCCAAAACGAUGCGUGCUCACUGAAGUUACCAAUUCGUCAAACUAUGUUUCCCCGACAGCAAAUUUAAAAUUGUUGACAAAUGUGGCCUUGCAUUAUCCCACGCCGCCGCCGAGCACAGUUCACCGCAAAGAAAAAUCUUUACAAAUAUUAUGCGAUAAAUUUCUCGAUCUUUAUCCAUUGCAUGGAAAUGGUCCAGUUGAGCUACAACUAGAUAGCACAGCAGCUCGCCUGGGAGUAGAGAAACGGCGUAUGUAUGACAUAAUCAACAUUUUAGAAGCUAUGCAAUGUGCAGUCCACAAGAGGAAAAAUACGUAUCUUUGGCAUGGCGCUUCAAGAUUGAAUUCAUUUUUAAAGAUGUUAAAAAAGCAAGGAGAAAAUUUAAGACUGUCUGAAGUACUCCGGGGAAAGGCACCAAAGCCACCAGCCCCCAAGCAUAAGACUCUUGGAGUAUUAGCACAAAGAUUUCUUAUGCUCUUUUUAGUAGAGCCUCCUAACAGACUGAUUAAUUUAGAAAUGGCUGUAAGUGUACUCAUAGACACAAACUCUAAAUGUAAGUCCACAUUAUCACCAGAGCAAAUGGAUCGUCAACAUAAAUCCAAAGUGAGGAGGCUCUAUGAUAUAGCCAAUGUACUGAUUUCAAUUGGUCUCAUUGAAAAAGUGUAUGGUAAUUCAAUAUUAAAGAAACCAGUGUUUAAAUAUGUGGGAAUUAAAAUAAAAAAGCUUGAUAAGGCAGCUUUCUUCACACCAUCACCUAUAACACCAGUAGCUGUGCUACAUGGUUCACAACAGCUGACACCAUGCCAUGUAUUUGCUGGAAAGUCCAAACGGAAGUUAGAGUUCACAACACCUACUACUAGCACAGAUAAACUCGGUGUCACCACUCCUCCACACACACCAUCACACAAAUGGGAUGAAAUUUUACUUGUAGCUGAUAUGGAGUUAAGUAAAAUUAAUAAUGGAGUUACUUUGUAAAUCCUUGGACUAUGACUAAUAUUAUAUUUUUAUAUUUAUUAUUUAUAAGAAAUUGCUAAAAAGAUUGACAAGAAUGAGACAAAUACAAUGAACUUGCCAAAUCUUAUAUUUUAUGGCAUAUAUUAAAUUCUAUGAAUUUAAGAAUAUAAGCCUUACCUAAAAAUCCUAUUUAUAUGUUAUAAUUAUGAAUAUAAUAAUAUUUUAACUACCUUCCUUAACUUUUCUAAAAUUAUGUAUGCAUCAACUUACGGUAAAAGUACCUAUAAAUAAACUGGUCUUCCAUUGAAUAUUUUAUAUAAAGAAUGUGAACUUAUUAAUGUUUUAUAAAAACUAAACUGUUCUCUUUGUUAAAAAUUUUAUUUAAAUGUUACUAAUAGUGAAAAUUUUAAUAUAGUGCAAUUGGGAUAAAAAUUUGAUAAUAUUUAUUUUCUGUCUUAUAUAUCUAAAGCAGACAAGGAAAUACUGUAAAUAAUAUAUCAUAACCUCACUAAUCAAUCAAGCAAAGUUUAGAUUUUGAAUUAUAUUAAAAUAAUAAAAUUAUUUUGUUAUCAUCCAAGGAGGUCUGGAUAUUUAUUUGUUUUUAUUGUAUGAAAUGUUACCUAGACUUUUAUUCAUGCAUGAAGUUUUAGCCCUCCUCUUGUUUUAGGUGAUUUCAGAAUCAAAAACUCAUUUAUGGUACAUUAUUGAAAGGAUGGAUUAGUGAGAUUAUACUUUAAGUACAAAUUCAAGAUUCUUCAUAUACUCAUAUUCACAUUUAACAAUACAAAUAUAACAUAUUUGUACAUUAACAAUGCCCUGUUAUUGACUUUAAUUAAUAUUAUUUACUUCAUGUAACAACUGACUACAUUUUUAUUUGUAUGCAAUGUUUAUGUUAUAAAAUUAUUUUAAUUGUAUUUAAUAAGACAUAUUAAGCUCAUAAUUAAAUUAAUACCAUAUAAAAAUUCAGACAAAGCUUCAUAUAUAUUUUUUUCUAUCAGCUUUCACCUGACGAUAUACUAUAUCUGCAGAAUUUUAUAAUAAUUUUUCUAUUAUAAAUUAUAAUACUUAUGCUAGUAGAGUAUUAACCUUAUUGAAUUUGAGGACAAUUAUGGUAUAAAUAAUGAAACCUAUGUAUCUUGACUGAGUAGGAAUGCUAAUAAUUGACUGUAAUUUAGGUUUAAAUGUUGGUGUGUCAACAUGUCCUUCAGAAAAUGUGAUGAUUUCAUUUAAUAUUUGUAAAAGUGAAACUUAGUACCUAGUUGGUAAUAUGCCAGGUUGUCUAUAUUAUGAAUUUGUAAUCAUAUUUUGUUAAAUAAAUAUGACAAAUUUU
Molecule: messenger RNA, 2521 nt
Organism: Zerene cesonia (dogface butterfly)
Lineage: Eukaryota; Metazoa; Arthropoda; Insecta; Lepidoptera; Pieridae
Product: transcription factor E2F7-like
Exons: 3
Coding region: 211-1212 (333 amino acids)
Biological process (GO): regulation of transcription by RNA polymerase II
Cellular component (GO): RNA polymerase II transcription regulator complex
Molecular function (GO): RNA polymerase II cis-regulatory region sequence-specific DNA binding; DNA-binding transcription factor activity, RNA polymerase II-specific
Source: RefSeq, a predicted model, not a curated record